AUGCGUGCUACUGGUCUCCUUUCGCUUCUGUUGGCCGCCCCGGCCCUCGUUUCCGCCAAGGGCACUCUGGGUUUCUCCCUCGGCGAAAAGAACGCCGACGGAACCUGCAAGUCGACCAAGGACUAUGAAGACGACUUUGAUGCCCUGAAGGGUCUGUCCACUUUGGUCCGUACCUACUCUGGUACUUCUUGCAACACCCCCCAGAACAUCCUGCCGGCUGCCAAGAACAAGGGCUUCAAGGUCGUUCUCGGCAUGUGGGUUGGUAAGCCCACCGACACCAAUGACCUGCUGUCCGAGCCUUCCUUCAAGGGCGACUGGGCCGCGAUCAAGAAGGCCAUCCCCGGUCACGAGGACGUCAUCCACGCCAUCACGGUUGGUUCCGAGACUCUCUACCGUGGAGACUUGACCGGACCUCAACUCCACACCUACAUCAGCCAUGUCAUGAGUGAGGUCCCCAAGGGUGUCUUGGUUGGUACCGCCGACAGCUGGAACAAGUUUGCCGACGGCACCGGUGACGCUCUCUUCACCCAGGAGCCCAUGGUGACCUACGUUCUGGCCAAUGCCUUUGCUUACUGGCAGGGUACUGCCGCCGACAAGGCCCACAAGACUUACUUUGACGAUAUGUCCGGUGCCAUGUCGCACAUUCAGAAGAUUGCUGGCAAGAACGCCGACAAGAUCAACAUUGUCAACGGCGAGACCGGCUGGCCCACCGAUGGCGGCUCUGACUAUGAGGCCGCCAAGGCCGGCACCAAGAAUGCUGAGACCUUCUGGAAGCAGGGUGUCUGUGGCAUGCUUGACUGGGGUGUGGAUCUCUUCUACUUCGAGGCCUUCGAUGAAUCAUGGAAGCCUGACUCCAAGGGUGACAACGGCGAGCUCAAGGACGAACAGCACUGGGGUCUCUUCACCGCGGACCGCAAGGUUAAGUUCGAUACCACUUGCAAAUAG
Molecule: messenger RNA, 945 nt
Organism: Penicillium olsonii
Lineage: Eukaryota; Fungi; Ascomycota; Eurotiomycetes; Eurotiales; Aspergillaceae
Source: the annotation of a GenBank genome assembly